AUGAUUAAUGUUCCACAUAUAUUAAACCAGAUCAGGGUAAGCUAUAACUCUGUCAUUAUUAAUUAAUUGAUAGGAUAUGAAAAAUAUUUUUAGAGGAAUUCUCAAUUAUUAUAUUUAAUUUUUUUUAAAUAUUAGGGGUGUAAGCAGACUUUUCAUCAUAAUGAUUCAAAUGAAGAUGAUAAAAUACAUCGUGCACAUCUGCUGAAACUUAUUGAUGAGUCUCCAAAGAAAGGAUUAAGGUUAAGAUUUAGAAAAGGCCUUGAAUCGCAAAAAAAUCAUGAUGUUUUCAUAGAGAAACUCAAUUGUUUACUUGGUAAAACUGGAGGAAAGCCUAAACAGAUUGAUAUAUACUUUGAGCUAGCUAGGCAUUGGCAUGAAAAUUGCAUAUCUCUUACGACUUCCCGCAGUAAUCAAGUAAAAACAAAAGAAAAAGUUAAUUUUUUGGAAAAAAAUAUAUUGUGUGUUUUGAAUAUUUGAACAGCAGUAAAUUCGUGUCUGCUAUUUCACAAUUGAUAGCAGACUGGCUUUGGCUAGCAAGACAAGUUUACUGGUGUUCAAAUAUAUAGAACGAAAUUUAUAUUUGAAAUAGAAGCUGCUUAAAUUUUAUAAAUUAAUAGAUAACAUUAAUAUUAUAGCCCGUUCCCGGCUAUAUUAAUCACAUACUAAAAUACGUUUAUAGUGAGUUGCUAUCAAAAUUUUGAAAUUGGGUUUUUUUAAAAAUUUUGGAAAAAUCUUUAAUGAAAUAUAUAUAAAUUUUAUCUCCUCAGUGAGUAAAAAAUGCCCAUUCACAGUGGAGGCAAGUUAGAAUUCCAGAUACAUUGAUAGCUGGAGAAGAUUUACCUACAAGCUACAAGCUUUGAACUGACAAGCAUGGGAAAAUUUCCGGAACUCCCUGCGCAGAACAAAAAUUUUUUUCACUUUACCGAGAACACUCUGAUGACUCUCCCCUUUUUUGUUUCAAAUCUCACCCAAAUCGGUCAAUCUUAAUAAAUUCCAUUCACACAGCAGAAGAUACAUGAAUCGCCUCACGAAAUCGCCCCAAAAGAAUCCAGCGCUUUAUUCGAUGCUGUUCUAAGCCUACUUCAAUUUUAAGAGUUCUAUGAAAAUCCUCCCAAAAAAUAAAAUAUUUCAGCAUUGUAAACAGAAAUGACUCUCAUUUGAGCAAAAUAAAUAAAUUGACUCCUAUCAAAAAGCAGCCAAAACGCACAAAAUCUUCUUCUCGUCCCCCUGAAUUUCGCUUCACAAAUUACCUAUUGAAAACUUCGUCUUCUAUAAAUAACCCUUUUAAGCUUAAUUUAAGCUUUGACGAUAAAAAAAUCCCCAAAAAAAGAUCCCAAGAAUUUUUACGAAAAAAUGACACUUUUGAUACAAAAAGAAUUACGGAUAAUUCGCCUUCUCCAGAUUAUAAUGAGCAGCAUAUAAUUUCUACCAAAAUGAUUGGCAAAUGCUGGGUCAUGGAAAAGCGUGGGCCAAUUGAAGAAGUGGACGGGAUGCUUAAGCAAGUAAAAAACUUUUUAAGCUCGUACAUUUUUAAAGAAAACACGAUUAAAGGGAUCGUUAUGGAUUUUAUACAAGAUAAACAGAAAAAUUGGAUUUUUUUAGAUGUCAAAGAGCUGCUUUUAAAUGAGUCUCAGCAAUAUUUUUCUCCUGAUAAAAUAGAAAGAGCGCAUUCAGCGUGUCCUUUAUAUUCAAAAAGAGAAUCCCCCAAAAAAUUGACACUUCAGCCGGAAACAAUAAUGGAAGCAAAUGCUGAAGACCGACUAAUUACAGCUAAAAGUGUGAUUAUAGAUGAAAGUGAGAAUGAAAAUGUAAUAGAUUAUAUAAGGGACAUAGCCUCUUUUAGAUUAUUUAGCAAAAAUCUUUAAAAAGAAAAUUACCUUUAUAAGCAUCAUUUUUGUAAUAAAUUUGAGCCUUAUAUUUAUUUUGAUUUUUAUUCCUUUGAAAUUUCUAAAUUAAUCUUCCCUUUAUAAAUAUUUUCUCUUAAAGAUCCAAAUGAGAACUCCUACUAUACCCAAAAUUCCAUAUUAGGUCAAAAUCCAAACCAAUUGAAGAUUCCAGCCCAAAUGAAAGCUCAAUUAUAGAAAGAUAUAACAAAAUUGUUGAAAAAGCUACAAAACUUUCAGAUUACAGACCAUCAAAAAUACUACCUCUAUUUGACUUUAAAGAGCAAAGCAUUGAAGCUUAUAAAAAUCUUUUAAAAUCAGGCACAAUGCCUCUAAAUAUGAUAAAGCAUUCAUUAGCUAGCCCAGCUCAUCAAUCUCCAAGCUCCCCAGAGCAAGCACAAAACCCAUCAUUAAUCAUGAAUAAGCCUGCCUUUGAUAAUGAAGUCUACAGAUGCAGCCGAAGACAUCUCACAGCCACAGUUGACAGCUUUGACUCUCUUUCCAAAAAAAUAAAAAUUUCUAAAAUAAAAGAGCAAGAUUUAGUCGGAAAAUACGGAGGCGAAGAUUUUUGGCAGCAUUUUAUUUUAUAAUAAUUUCCUAUAAAUUAAACAAAUAUAAAUUCAAGGACUUUUUUUAAAUAAAAUAUAAGAAAAUAUAUAUCAUUAUAUGGCCAAAUUUUAGCAGAUAAAGUAUUAAAUAAACAUUUCAAAUGUACACAAUUAGAAAACUUUGAAAUGAUAUGCACAAGUAUGUAUAAGGUAUUUAACUCUGAUAUUAAUAUGCAGUUUCGAAGAAGAGUUAGGGCAGUUCAUGCAAAUUAUUUGGUAAAUGAGCAAGAAUUUGAGUCUUACUCAGAUAUUUUUGAAAAAACUUUGGAAGAGUUUUUGAUUGAGGAGGAUGAUAAAACUGUUAUCAUGUCUCAAAUUAAAUCUAUGAAGUGCUUAGUAGUAAGACAGUAA
This is a messenger RNA of Blepharisma stoltei, 2842 nucleotides long. The record is from the annotation of a GenBank genome assembly. Lineage: Eukaryota; Ciliophora; Heterotrichea; Heterotrichida; Blepharismidae.